GCCUUUUAGGUGACGGGGGGACUGUAACAUGAGUCGGGAUGAAAACUGUGCGCCGGAUCCGACUGCCAGUGCAGAUGCUUUUGGCCAAUGACAGAGAGGAGGUGCAUGAUGGAUCCCGUCCCACUGCUGCUCAUCAUACUCACCUCUUUGCCCCUGUGCUCGGCAGUCUACACCGGGCCCCUACAACCGGAGAUCACCAACGGCACUUUCCAUCACUUCUUUGUCCCGGAUGGGGAUUACGAGGAGACAGAAGACCCGGAGAAGUGCCAGAUGCUGUUUAAAUUCUCCGACGUGUAUCCAUGUGGGGCCACGGAGGAUGAGGACUCUGUGGUGCGGGAGGACUUUGUUAUCACCAAGCUGCAGGCGGAGGACACGGCGCGCCUUUUGGAGAGCAUCGGCCGGACCGUGGCGCACGACCUGGACGGAGAGGACAGCUACGGGAAGUUCCUCCAGAGGGAAAUCUCCCAGAUCAGUGAGGCUUUUUCAAGCGUGGACAAAUCUCUGCUGGAGUUGGAGGUGAAGUUUAAGCAAAGUCAGGAAACUGAACUGAGAGAGGAGCAACAGCUGAACGGUUAUGUGGUCAAACAAGUGAGUGAUAUUAGGGACACGCUGAGGGAAACCACGGACAUCUCUGUGGGACUUAAAGAUAAGCAUGAGCUGCUGUCUCUCAUCAUCCGCAGUCAUGGCACCAGACUGAGCCGCCUGAAAACGGAGUAUCUGAAUGUGGGAUCCUAGUGGAGUUAUGGAUGUAUGUGUGAGACUGACCGGACCAUCCAGUUCAACAAACCACUGAAAGUUCAUUGUGGCUUACAAAUAUCCUCCCUAAGUAUCUUGAAUAUAUUAGACCUUUGGUUAUCCUCUUUCCUUGGAUCUGUUUGACUAAAGGGAGCUCUAGCAGAAACAUCAACACAUUCCUCUGAGUCAGAAGGGGAAAAAGAAAUGUGAACAUAAAUUAUGUCUGCAUGGAGCCCUCUGUCUGUGCCACCUCAGAGGAAAUGUUUUAUAAAAGCAAAAACUGGAUUUAUUGCUUUGUAAAUCAGUGAAACUGCCAUCUUCCUGUUAAAGUAUGUUUUAAAUUAUGUAUGUUUAUAGUUGCAGGUCAUUAAAUAAAUCUUGGAUAUUCA
Sphaeramia orbicularis (orbiculate cardinalfish) is the source of this 1124-nucleotide messenger RNA. It is a transcript of the gene fibina, whose product is annotated as fin bud initiation factor a. NCBI's taxonomy places the organism in Eukaryota, Metazoa, Chordata, Actinopteri, Kurtiformes, Apogonidae. The record is from RefSeq and is a predicted model, not a curated record. The transcript has a single exon. Bases 88 to 735 code for a protein of 215 amino acids.